Messenger RNA from Aspergillus ibericus CBS 121593, 1314 nucleotides. Its product is annotated as F-box protein. The transcript has 2 exons. Gene Ontology annotation, molecular function: protein binding. The record is from RefSeq and is a predicted model, not a curated record. The coding region runs from base 1 to 1314 and encodes 437 amino acids. NCBI's taxonomy places the organism in Eukaryota, Fungi, Ascomycota, Eurotiomycetes, Eurotiales, Aspergillaceae.
AUGGGGGACGAUCCCCAAGCGUCUCUAUCGGACUCGGCCUCCAGCUCCCCUGGUGAAAUUGGACCGCCCUUUUUAGAGCUCCCUCCUGAGCUGGUUCAGCUGAUCCUAUCCUAUUUAUCGGCCCCAGAUCUUGCUCGCCUGUCUGCCGCCUGCUGCACCUUGGCUGAACAUGCGACCAACGAACUCUUGUGGAUGAACAUAGUCAACUCCCACCUUCCAGAGCCAAUACAUGACCCUGGGGUGUUUGACUCGUUCCGCACUCUUUACAUUGCCCAUCACCCUUGCUGGUUUGUUCCUCGCAAUAAAGUGUGGUUUUCGGAUAUCGAGCACACGGGGAAUCUAAUUCUCGCCCGGUACGAUCACCGACGGGGAGUCAUAGAGGCUUACCGAGUCAUUGCGGAACGACGUUCCCAUCAGUUCCAGCUUUGGGAUUUGAACCCAGAUGUCAUAGUUCAAAGCUUCAAUCCUAAGGUCCGUCUCUGGCUAGAUGAUCCAGUCCUCCUGUUGAAGAAUCGUCAUGGGGCUCGACCGCAAUAUCUACGCGGCGAGACACGCAUGGCUAUGCCGGUUGAAAGCCAAAAUAUCUUUAAUGCCUUUUCACUGUGCUCCACUAGCCUGCCUGCUGAUCUGAAGGCGAACCAAGAAUGGCCCCCGUCAAACAUCCCGAGUAAACACCGUGUUUGUCGUGCUGUAGAACAUGAGCUACCGGAACGGGACCUCCAGCCUCAACAGCUGGACAAUGUUUCGCAACAUGCAUUCCGAAUCAAGAGGUGGGCACAUUUCCAAACGGGGAUGCCCAUAUUCACUGCUGGUCGGAGCGAAACGCUGUCGACCUAUGCAACACUCGACCCUGAUUUAUACACGCCCACAAAAGAGAAGCCAUAUCAAGGGAUUUGGGUUGGAGACUACUCGGCGCAUGGAUGUGAAUUCCUGCUUUUCCUGCAACGCGAGCGGGUGGAUGAGCAUGCUAGCCCUGAGAAUUCAAGCGAUUCCGACGAAGAAUCCAUCCCACAAUGCGGCCUGGAGGCAAUCAAGCUUACCGGAGACCCCAACGUUCCCCGUGGCGAGAUAUCCUUCUCGGCGGAUGAUAUUGGCUCAGGGGGGCUUAUCCGGAUCGCAGAGGAGGCGCUUUUCCAGGGGGCCCGGAUAGUACGUAGCAGAGGCCAUGUCGCCGGCCUUGGCUUCAGAGAUGAUACCUUCAUCGCAUCUCAACUGAUUCUAAUAUCGACUGAAUGUGUGGCUCACUAUUGGGAAACCAUGGGCCACAUCUCCUAUUACCGCCGUCUUGACAUCGACGCAUUGCUUCGGACCUAA